Molecule: messenger RNA, 474 nt
Organism: Alternaria incomplexa
Lineage: Eukaryota; Fungi; Ascomycota; Dothideomycetes; Pleosporales; Pleosporaceae
Exons: 1
Coding region: 1-474 (157 amino acids)
Source: RefSeq, a predicted model, not a curated record
AUGGACGAAGACCUCAUCGCGUUCGGCAUCGUAAUGCUGCUCUUCCUCUCCUUUCCCUUCCUCACGGUCCUCAGCAUCACCGGCUGCGUCGCCUACUCGCGCACCAAGACCUGGGACAAGGCGCGCAACCAGCGUGCAGUCAGCCUCGAGUCCUCCAACGGAGAAACCAACCGCUUAGUCUCUGACGAGGCCGACGAAGAGUCCGACUUCUACGACACCGACGACGAGGAGGAGCACACCAAGGCCAAGGCGGAAGAGGAGGCCGACAAGUACCUUACCUUCAACCAGAAGUUCCGCAAGGAGUUCAAGAAGGUCUGGUCGGGCAAGGGCGACAUCCUGAAGCAGAAGGAGCGCGAGGAGCGCAGGAAGCUGGCCAAGGCGGUGGCAAGGGAGAUGGACCGCAGGGAGAGGAGGAAGGCGAGGGCUGCUGCCAAGGCACAGUCCGAAGACCUGCCGGCAUACACCAAGGCGUAG